AAAAAAAUGAAAAUGGCCCUUGAGUUGUCGAGAGGAGAAGGAAGGAGAAAAAUGAGGAGUGCCUCUUGUAAGGGAGACAAUGAUUCAGACAGCCCCAAAGACACCUCAACCUCUCUCUCCACCACUUCCAUAUUUCUUUCUCCCUCACUAGAUCUCCACCAUAACCAUUAGUACUGUUCCACCACCACUAUCCACCGCUACCUACUAUAUAUACAGUAGUAUACACCAACCUUCUUCAUUAAUCUAUCUGCUCCUCUUCCCUUUCAUUAAUUCUAAGUUGUUUCUCAGUUUCAUCGCCGACAACAGUGAUUAAUCUACUCGCUGCACUGUUAAUACUAACUUGGUUAGAUUGGCAUCAUGAUAAGAAGCACGGCAAGCUCUGGCUCCUCACAACAACAAGGCAUUGCUGCCAUAGUUGGUGUGGGACCUAAGCUAGGCCGCUCCAUCGCCGGCAAGUUUGCUCACGAAGGCUACACCGUCGCCAUUCUCGCUCGCGACCUGGGAAGGUUGUCGAGAUUGGCGGAGGAGAUAGCAAGUGAAGAGAAAGCACAGGUGUUUGCAAUUCGCAUCGACUGCUCCGAUUCCAAAAGCGUCAGGGAUGCAUUUGAAACCGUUCUCUCCCUCGGAUUCGUGGAGGUUCUCGUUUACAAUGCCAACUACCAGCCUCCUAAUCCCACCUCCUUCCAAAGCCUCCCCCUAGAAACCUUCCAGAAUUCGCUGGCGGUUUCCACUGUCGGUGCCUUCCACUGCGCUCAACAGGUGAUUCCUAGCAUGGUGGAAAGAGGAAAGGGAACGAUUCUCUUCACGGGAUGCUCUGCUUCUCUAAAUGGCAUUGCCGGAUACUCCCAAUUAUGUUGUGGGAAAUUCGCGUUGAGAGGACUAGCGCAGUGUUUGGCCAGGGAAUUUCAACCUCAGGGAGUGCACAUUGCACAUGUCAUCAUUGAUGGUGUUGUUGGCCUUCCCAGGCGAAAAAGUUUAAUUGUUGCUGAGAGGAGUGGAGGAGGAGAAGAUGGCACAUUGGAUCCCGACGCUUUGGCUCAAACGUACUGGCAGCUGCACGUUCAGGACAAGAACGCUUGGACCCAGGAGAUGGACCUUCGAAAUUCUUCAUCAACUUUUAGAUUCUUCUAGCUGGCUGGCAACUUAUUAAUUAUUUCUUUCAACUAAAUCCAUUUCCAAUUAUUGAUAUAGUUAAUUAUAGAUUCUCUAGCACCCACUUUAUUGUCUUUUGCAUCUGUUAUUAGUUUGUAUGUGACAGUACAGGUCAAUGAUAUGUGAUUAUUUGGAGUUCUGUUUUUCAUGUUUGUCCUGCUGUUAGGCAAGGCAUGUGGGAGUGUCCUUGUGAACUAAAUAUGAUGUAUCAUGUUGAUGGUGUAAUAUUGCUAAAAUGAAUGAAAUGAAAUGUUUACGUGUA
Molecule: messenger RNA, 1414 nt
Organism: Lotus japonicus
Lineage: Eukaryota; Viridiplantae; Streptophyta; Magnoliopsida; Fabales; Fabaceae
Exons: 4
Coding region: 358-1131 (257 amino acids)
Source: RefSeq, a predicted model, not a curated record